Molecule: messenger RNA, 1239 nt
Organism: Phaeoacremonium minimum UCRPA7
Lineage: Eukaryota; Fungi; Ascomycota; Sordariomycetes; Togniniales; Togniniaceae
Exons: 2
Coding region: 1-1239 (412 amino acids)
Source: RefSeq, a predicted model, not a curated record
AUGUCUUCAUUUCUCAAGAAGAAUGAGCUCGAGGACCUGACCAUGAACGACGUCUGGGACAAGAGCAAGGAGCUGUCCUCGCGGGCAUGGGGAGCCAUCCCCCGCCGGAUACGCCUGGCUGGCUUCUGCUUCACCUUCCUUGCCAUAGUCGUAGGGCUGUCAAUAACAUCCCUCCCAUACGUUGAACCCUACCUGCCUUCGGUCUCGCUGGAGUAUGCCUCGCUGCAGAAGACGCCGUACAACGAGUCCAAGGUCGCCCUGCUAGUCGAGAACCGGCCGUUCCCCCUCCUGGCCCCUCUCAUGCUGCACUUCAUGGGCGUCGUGCCGCCCGACUGGCGCUUCCGCUUCAUGGGAUCCGUCGAGUCGGUGGAGCACAUCAACAAGUCGAUGGCGAUCCAGGAGCAGGUGAAGCUGGGCAAGCUGGACCUGACCUACAUCCCCGCGAACAUGAGCACGGGGUCCCAGGAGGAGAUUUCGCGGUUCCUCACCACGCUGUGGCUGUACGAGGUCGUGCUGCAGCCCGCCGAGUGGCUGCUCGUCUUCCAGACCGACUCCAUCCUGUGCGCCAACUCGCAGCAGAACCUCAACGACUACCUCGAGUACGACUGGAUCGGCGCGCCGUGGAACCCGGCCGGCCGCUGGGGCGGCAACGGCGGCCUGUCGAUCCGCCGCGUGAGCGCCAUGAUCGACGUGCUGCGGUCGCAGGUGCGCGUGCCCGGCUCGGAGCCCGAGGACGUGUGGCUGGCGGAGCGGCUGGGCCACCGGCCCGGGUCCAAGGUGGCCAACGGGUCGGUGUCGCUGACCUUCAGCGGCGAGAUGCACACGGGCGAGGGCGCGCACGUGGGCAACGGCAAGGUGGGCGGCGCGAGCGGCAAGCUGUACAACAGCACCAAGGACGCCGCCGAGCACGGCGAGCUGGUGCACGGCAUCGACGACUGGCGCGAGGGCUUCUACGAGCCCAUGGGCUACCACACCGGCGGCAGCGGCAACACGCUGCACUCGGGCAUCUGGGGCACGCCCGCCCUGCGCAAGCACAUCUGGGACUACUGCCCCGAGGUCAAGAUGACCCUCAACAUGGACGCCGCCAAGUUCGUCCCCGGCGACUGCAACCAGCGCUGGAAGCGCGACCUCGGCGACGACGCCCUCGAGACGCGCUCGUCUGCAGACCUCGGCUGGGGCACAGAGAUUAUUGACGGCGUCGAAUACCCGAUGCUGCCCCCUGGCCUGAUGCCAUUUUAA